Balaenoptera acutorostrata (minke whale) is the source of this 1377-nucleotide messenger RNA. It is a transcript of the gene NSUN3, whose product is annotated as NOP2/Sun RNA methyltransferase 3. Gene Ontology annotation, cellular component: mitochondrial large ribosomal subunit. The record is from RefSeq and is a predicted model, not a curated record. The transcript is spliced from 5 exons. Lineage: Eukaryota; Metazoa; Chordata; Mammalia; Artiodactyla; Balaenopteridae. Gene Ontology annotation, molecular function: methyltransferase activity. The coding region runs from base 102 to 851 and encodes 249 amino acids. Gene Ontology annotation, biological process: rRNA methylation.
GAGAAUUCCGGCGAAACUCGGAAGACGGGGUGAGCUUUUGGUUCCCCGCAAGCUUGAGAUGCCCGGUGGUCUUGACUUCUUGUUUGACCUCUCCUGACGGAAUGAUGUUGACCCGGCUGAAAGCAAAAUCAGAGAGGAAGGUUGCAAAACAGAUUUGCAAAGUUGUAUUGGAUCAUUUUGAAAAGGAAUAUUCCAGAGAACUUGGAGAUGCCUGGCAUACAGUAAGGGAUAUACUAACAUCUCCAUCAUGUUGGCAAUAUGCUGUGCUUCUUAACCGAUUCAAUUAUCCUUUUGAACUGGAAAAGGAUUUACAUUUGAAGGGCUAUCACUCACUCUUUCAAGGAUCUUUACCCUACUAUCCUAAAUCAAUGAAAUGUUACCUUAGCAGAACUCCACACAGAAUGCCUUCAGAAAGACACCGAAUUGGAAACCUAAAAAAAUACUAUCUCCUGAAUGCUGCCUCUCUUCUCCCAGUACUGGCUCUGGAAUUGAGGGAUGGGGAAAAGGUUCUGGAUCUGUGUGCUGGCCCUGGAGGCAAAUCGAUAGCUCUGCUACAGUGUGCUUAUCCAGGUUAUCUUCAUUGUAAUGAACACGAUGGUCUGAGAUUGAGGUGGCUGAGGCAGACGUUAGAAUCUUUCAUCCCACAGCCUUUGGUAAAUGUAAUUAAAGUGUCUGAAUUGGAUGGCAGAGAAAUGGGAGAUGCCCAGCCUGAAACGUUUGACAAGGUGUUAGUUGAUGCUCCGUGUUCAAAUGAUCGAAGUUGGUUGUUCUCUUCUGAUUCUCAGAAUGCAGCCUGUAGGAUAAGCCAAAGGAGGAAUUUGCCUCUUCUACAGAUAGAACUCUUAAGGUGAGGGCUAUUAAUAUAAAAGCUCACUUCGGUUUCUAAUAUAAUUUAAGUAGGCAUGACAAAACAUGACACAGGGCAGCUCCCAAGUGGAGGGUUUCCUGUGUAGGUGUCAAUAAUUAAUCCUCCAAAGUCUGCACCCAGAAAAUUCUCAACCUCUUCCCUUUCAGCUCUUGUAUUAUAAUGUCACCUCUGCCCCCUCUGUCCCCCCAGCCCCUCAAUGAAAUCUAGUGUUGCUGUGCAUUGUCUUUUAAAGGACACAAAUGAUUUUACUACGGUUUAAAGCUGUUUGCUUAUCAGGACCAUCCUGAGCGUAGGAUUCAUCACUGUAUUCUUUCACCAGAGUAUGAGCAGCCCCUGUAAGAGUAGCUUUGGACCAGGACACAUUUUUUUUAGUAAUGAACACAUUGUUCUCGGUGAUUAGGAAGUUAUAGUUUGUUGUUAGCACUUAUCUCUCCUCUAAUAAUUUUCCAGAAGGGCAUGACCACCGAGAGAUACUUGGUUUCUUCAGAACAGAGCCAUUUUGGGACAUC